Molecule: messenger RNA, 1397 nt
Organism: Durio zibethinus
Lineage: Eukaryota; Viridiplantae; Streptophyta; Magnoliopsida; Malvales; Malvaceae
Product: protein REVEILLE 6-like
Molecular function (GO): DNA binding
Source: RefSeq, a predicted model, not a curated record
UUUUUUUUUCUUUUAUUUACCGCGAAUUACUCUUUGGGAGUUUCGAGGUGUUAAUUCUCCGCCGCCUGCCAAUACGGUGGCGUCGUCUCCUCCUCCUGCCACCUACAUGUCGACCUCCAGUGCUGGCAAUUCGACUGCGUACUCGGAGGAUCCGAGUAAGAAGAUCCGGAAGCCUUACACUAUUACCAAGUCUAGAGAGAGCUGGACCGAGCAGGAGCACGAUAAGUUUCUCGAAGUUCUUCAAUUAUUUGAUCGUGAUUGGAAGAAGAUUGAAGCAUUCAUUGGUUCGAAGACAGUCAUCCAGAUCCGUAGCCAUGCACAGAAGUAUUUCCUAAAAGUUCAGAAAAAUGGGACAAGUGAACGUGUACCUCCCCCUCGGCCAAAAAGGAAAGCAGCUCACCCCUACCCACAAAAAGCUCCCAAAAAUGCAACUGUUGUACCCCAAGUUGCUGGACCAUCUCAAUCUUCAUCUGCCUUACUUGAAUCUGGUUAUACGUACAGACCAGAUUCAUCAUCAAUGCAUGGAAAUCCAGUUGCCACUUCAGCUUUGUCUUCCUGGUCUGUGCCACCUGUCACUGUGUCUCAAGUGACCAAAGAUGAUGCCAUAUUGGCUAGACCAACUAUUGCACAUAAUUCUUGUUACAGUAUCAGUAAUGAAAGCACACCCAGGACUUGGCCAUUUGGUGAAACAAUUGACCGAGGGGAUCAUGGGAAGGAAUCUAGAGUUAUACCAGAUUUUGCUCAGGUGUACAGCUUCAUUGGCAGUGUCUUUGACCCUGGUGCAAGUGGGCAAUUGCAGAAGUUGAAGCAGAUGGACCCAAUAAAUUUGGAAACAGUAUUGUUGCUGAUGAGAAAUCUCUCUGUCAAUUUGACAAGCCCCGAGUUUGAGGAUUAUGCCUGAAACUAUUUUUGAUGGAGAAGUCUGCUCAUAUAACACUGAAACUACAUUCAAUUUGAAUCUGAAUGGAUCACUCUAUCUACCACCUUCAUUUGAGUUUUCUGUUUAAACGCCAUCCUGUGAUAUUGUUUUAGAAUUUUGCAUUGUCUACCAGGUUCUCAGUUUUGGAGGGUCUGUACUUCUUGAGAUAAAUUCUUUCUUUCAUUUAUUUUGCACUAUUUCUUCUUUUAUUUAUUUCAUAUUAAUUGAUAAUAAUCAUCACUGUAGUUUUGAAUAUAUAAUGAUUAUAAAUCAUCAUCAUCGUGAGUAUUAUUUAGUGCCCUGCUUCUUGGCUUCUCUUUCCUUUUCUGACUUGGAAGUUUUGAGCCAAGUACAUGUAGUUAUUACUGCCACCUAUUGUCAUGUACAUAUUAAAUAAAUAAUUAUUCUCUGCAAAAGAAAAUGAGAACCAAUUAAUGCCCAAAGGUCUAACACAACAUCUAGUCAAAAUAUAUAUUUC